Molecule: messenger RNA, 1866 nt
Organism: Ceutorhynchus assimilis (cabbage seed weevil)
Lineage: Eukaryota; Metazoa; Arthropoda; Insecta; Coleoptera; Curculionidae
Source: the annotation of a GenBank genome assembly
UAUAAAUUAUUUAUGUUUGCUUAUAUGAGGUCAUUAUUAUUGUAAAGCGACCGUUUAGUUGAAUUUCGGUACUGACGCAGUACCAUUUUGUUUCUUGUUGUGGUACCUGUUUCAAAUUUGUUAAAUAAGCAUUAAUUAAAAUGACAAAGACAACUAUUAUCACCUGCGGCGGGAGCUUUGCCUGCCUACUCCUGCUAGCGACGUUUUCUAGUUCGGCUCGGGCAGCAGUCGCUCAUUCGCAAUCAGCACAAAGACAACAGAGUCAGCACAACACCCAAAUCAUGGAUCCAGCAUUCGCUAGGGCCGGUCAGCAAGCCGGUUUGGAAAUUUGGAGAGUUGAGGACUUCAAACCUGUGCCUUACCCUAAAAACCAAUACGGAAAAUUCUAUUCUGGAGAUUCUUAUGUCGUACUCAACACAAAAGUCAAUAAAAGAGGAGACAAGUCUUGGGACCUACAUUUUUGGCUUGGAGCAGAAACUAGUCAGGACGAAGCUGGUUCAGCUGCAAUUUUAGCAGUGCAACUCGACGACCACUUGGGCGGAGCCCCGAUUCAGCACCGAGAAAAGCAAGACCACGAAUCUCAACUAUUUUUGUCGUACUUUAAAUCAGGUAUCCGCUAUCAACCCGGUGGAGUAGCUUCAGGAUUCCGACAUGUUGAUCGCGAAGCUGCCGAAACUAGAUUGUUCCAAGUGAAAGGAUCCAGAAAUAUUAGAGUCAAAGAGGUUGAUCCAAGUAUUGCUUCAAUGAACAAAGGCGAUUGCUUCAUUUUGGACGUUGGCAAAAAUAUUUACGUUUACGUUGGUGCUUCUUCAAAAAGAAUUGAAAAAUUGAAGGCAACAGCUGCUGCCAAUCAAAUAAGAGAUCAGGAUCACGGAGGCAAAUCAAAAGUCACCAUUGUUGAUGAGUACAGUCCUCAAUCGGACUUUGACACAUUUUUCUCUGCUUUGGGCGGUGGAUCACGUGAAGCCGUCCCUGAAGCUGCCACUGGUGGAGACGAUGCCCAAUUCGAAACGUCGGAAGAACGUGCAGCCGCUUUAUUCCGAGUCACCGAUUCUUCAGGUUCUUUACGAGUCGAACCGAUAGCUUCUCGUCCUUUGGAACAAGGCCUACUAGAAGACGGAGACGUUUUCAUUUUAGAUACCAACAAUGCAGACGUUUUCGUUUGGGUCGGACGUCGCGCUUCUCCGACCGAAAAACGCGAGUCCAUCAAAAAAGCUGACGCCUAUUUGGCUCAGCACAGACGUCCGUCUUGGACUCACGUCGAACGCAUUGCUCAGGGGGCUGAGCCAGCGGCUUUUACUCAGUAUUUCAGGUCUUGGCAAGGCACUGGCGAAGCUCGGGGUCGUCUUGUUCGCUCCGCCGACCAACCUAGACUUUUCCACGCCCUAUUACGUCCUGGAAGUACUAAAUUCCAAGUGACUGAAGUCUACGACUUUGAUCAGGAUGAUUUGAAUACUGACGACAUUAUGUUUUUGGAUGUGCCGGUGAAGAAUACUGUAUUUUUGUGGAUAGGGGCCGGGGCUGAUGCUGAAGAGAAAGAACGCAGUGGCGAAGUGGUGCAAGCCUAUCUCAAGAAAAACGGUAGAGAGGAUACCACAAUAAACACUGUCCAUCAAAACAAGGAAGAUGAAGAUUUCAAAGCUCAUUUUUCGGGCUGGAAUCCUCAAUUGUGGGAGAACCAAGUAGAUGUCAGACAGUUGGCCAAGAAUUAUGAACAGGAUUGAAUUUUUGAUGAGUUUUGAAGCUUGAAUUUUUCAAAUUUUUUAUAAAUGUUGCUUUUUUUAUUUCGUUAAUUAUUGUAUUUAUAUUUGUGAAGCUUGUUGCCUUUUUAUUUUGAAUAAAUAUAUGUAUUGAAGUUUAAUUGGA